ACAGACAUGGAGCUGAGAAAGAUGACCGGGUCAUGUUCAAUCUUCUCCAAAGUCUGGGAUACCAGGUGGUACGUUAUAAUAACUUGACUGGAAAGCAGAUUGACGAUGCUCUUACUCAGUUCUCGCAGCAUAAAAAGCUCACCCAGACAGACAGUGUGUUUGUGACCAUUAUGUCUCAUGGAGACAUGGGAAUUAUCUCUGGCACUGACAGUAAGGCGUUUAAAACUGAGGAAAUUUUUCAGCACUUAAACGCAAAGAACUGUCCAGCACUGGUGAACAAACCGAAGAUCAUCAUCAUUCAGGCCUGCAGAGGAGCUGAGAGAGGAUCGGUGGAUUUACCUCUCCAACAGCCUGUGCACACAGAUAAUAUCAGAGCUCUAUCAGAAAACUUUACCAGAGCUGUCAGAGUUCACAUCGAAAAGGACUUCAUCUGUUUUCAUUCCAGCACUCCUCACACAGUUUCAUACAGAUCAACAUCAGAUGGUUCUUUUUUUAUCCAAACACUCGCUGAUGUGUUCAACAAAUGGAGCCACGAGUAUGACAUUGAAGAACUGUUCAGAAAAGUCAUGCAGCACUUUGAAUCUUCCUCCUCUGACUACCUGCAGAUGCCAACAAAGGAGAGAAACACUCUGACAAAGCGCUUCUACCUGUUUCCAGGAUGA
Molecule: messenger RNA, 662 nt
Organism: Maylandia zebra (zebra mbuna)
Lineage: Eukaryota; Metazoa; Chordata; Actinopteri; Cichliformes; Cichlidae
Source: RefSeq, a predicted model, not a curated record